Molecule: messenger RNA, 2322 nt
Organism: Closterium sp. NIES-65
Lineage: Eukaryota; Viridiplantae; Streptophyta; Zygnematophyceae; Desmidiales; Closteriaceae
Source: the annotation of a GenBank genome assembly
AUGACCGUCCAUCAUGCGUCGGCGCUACUCGUAGCGGCCAUGGCGGCUCUUCUCCUUUGCUCCGCAGCACUGCCAGCGGCAGCGGACGCGUCCGUCAUGUUCCGCUCUUCCCGCCGCCUCACAACAUCCCAUAGCCUCGGUCUGCUCGCCCUUCCGCAAUCGUGGUUUUCUGGUGCGCAGCAGGCGGAACGCUCGCUGGUCGAGCAGGCCGGAGGCGGCGCAGGCGUCGUGCAAGGACCCACCGACGGCGCAGGCGAAGCACCUGGAGGCAGCGGAGCGACAGACCAAGGGCCCACCGGCGGCGCAGGCGAGGUGGUCACCAACCAUGGACCCCCCGACACCGGCGCUGGCGGUGUUGGCGGCGCCGGCGCCUCCGAAGGUCUCGCUGACGCUGGCGGCGGAGGCAGCGCAGAGACGAACCAAGGGCCCACCGACGCAAGCGCAGGAGCAGGAGCAGACGCAGGGGCAGACGCAGGCGCAGGAGCAGGCGCAGGCGCAGGUGCUGGCGCAGGCGGCAGCCCCGGUGACCAAGCACCCGCCGACGCGGGAAGCCCAGUCGCCAAUCAAGGCCCCACCGACGCCGGCCAGCCUGAUGCUGCCGCGGCGCAUGGCGGAAAUCGAGCGGAGCCAUCGUCGGGAGUGCGCAUGCGGGACUUGGUGGUGUGGCGGGCCACUAAGUUCCAGCUGAAGGCGCGCGAAGCCCAAGGGCACAUGGCGGCCGGCAAGGCCGCGGCGGCCGUGGCGCAUUUGCGCGCUUCGGCGUUGGAAAAUGCGACAGGCGCGGAGGAUUGGUCCGGCAUGGCGCACAGCUGCGUGGAUCAGAUGGCGUUGGUGUCGGAGAGCGUGGAGGAGGCAGCGGGGAUGAUGGAGAGCGGCGGCGAGGACGUGAAUCUGCCGCGCAUCCACCUCUCCAACGCCGUCACGCUCGCGCUCGACUGCGCCGAGGGCUUCGACCUCUUCGCGCCGGGCAGCUCCAGCGACCCUCGCGUCAAGGCCCUGCAGGAGGCAGCAAUGGACGCUCGGGCGUCGGUGAUGGAGGCGCUGGGGCGAGCAGCGGACAUGGCGGACAUGAUCGCAGCAGGCGACAACACUGCUGCUGCCGCCACCGCCGUGCCUUCGCCCUCGCCCACUCGCCGCCGCCUGCUGCAAACCACCGGCGCAGGCACGGGCACUGCCACCUCGGUGGCCGACCCCCACAACUCCAUCCCCGACACCAGCACUACUGGCACUCUCGGCAGCACUACUGGCAAUCCGGGCAUCAUGCCCGGCUCUGGCAGCGACACCUCAGCCAACAACACUGCUGGGGAUGGUUCCGGAAACUUCACCACCGUGCAGGUGCGUGUGAGAGAGUAUGCGAAUGCGUGUGUAUGCUUGCAGGAGAGCCGCAUUUUCCCUCAUCGCGUGCCAUUCCUCACUGCGUGUCUUGGCCUCGCCCUUACUGCGUGCCAUUCCUCACUCCCCUGGGGCGAGCAGGCGGCGAUCAGGGCGUAUCCUCCGGGGUUCAGGGGGCGCUUUGUGGUGUUCAUCCGGCCGGGCUUUUACCGUGAGAAGGUGGCCAUCAACUCCACCUGCAAGAACGUCACGCUGCUGGGGCUUGGCGCUUCCUCCACUGUCAUCUCAUGGCUCGACAAUGCCACAGCCGGCAUUGGCACCUUCCAGACCCCCACCGUCGCUGUGGACGCCAGUGGCUUUGCAGCAAUCGGCAUUCGCUUUGAGAACACCGCGGGGAAGGCUGGGAACCAGGCAGUGGCGUUCAGGCAGACGGGCGACAACGCGGCCUUCUACGAGUGCGAGUUCCUCGGGUGGCAGGACACGCUGUACGUGCACGGUGGGCGGCAGUACUACCGCAACUGCUACGUGAACGGGACAGUGGAUUUCGUCUUUGGCAACGGUGCGGCCGUGCUGGAGAACUGCACGUUUGUCAUUCGCUCGCACAGCAAUGCGCCGCUCACAGCAUCAGGGAGAACCAACUACACGGAGAACACGGGCAUCGUGAUCCUCAACUCCGUUAUCAAGGGUGACCUUGUCAACAAGACGUACCUCGGCCGCCCCUGGAGGCCCUACGCACGUGUGGCUGUCAUCAACACCACAAUCAGCAACGUGCUGAAUACAAGUGGGUGGCUGGACUGGGGGGGUGUAGUGUACAAUACUUCUACGUUCAUCGAGCAGGGCAACAGUGGGCCGGGGUCGGUGGGGCCGCGCAUAGCAUGGGCAGCGCCGGGCAUCGUGACUGACCCUGCCCAGGUCGCCAUGUACUACCCCAACAGCUUCCUCGCCCCCUUCUCCACCAUCGCCAACCUCAUUCCCUUCCCCUGGCUCUAG